AUGAAACUUAAGAAUAGUCCAAAAGGGGGAAAUGGGGGGAUGAAGGAAAAGGAGGAAACCCUAGGGAAGGAGAAAUUAAGGGCAGAGUUUGGGUGGGCUAAGGGUGCAGGGGCUGUCAAUUCCGGCCCCCACUUUGAAAACGCUUGUAGAGGACGCAAACACUUGCUCCAAUCCCAAACGCCACCUCGUUCCUCUACUGGUACUGCGAAACCCCUUACCUCCUGCAAAGCUCAGUAG
Sphenostylis stenocarpa is the source of this 237-nucleotide messenger RNA. Lineage: Eukaryota; Viridiplantae; Streptophyta; Magnoliopsida; Fabales; Fabaceae. The record is from the annotation of a GenBank genome assembly.